CACUACUACUCGUAUAGCUAGCCACCACCAAGAUUUGGCCACCACUCGCGUACGUCUUCCUGAAGCUUGAUUGAGCGAGUUCGAUCUUGCUCAUGGACAUGGACAAGGAGUACUACAAGGCCUGCAUGGGCAUGGAGGCGCUGCCGAUGAGCCCGGCCGGUUUUUCGGCGGUGACGACAGAGGCGGCCAUGGCAGUGGCGACGGCAAGCGAGGACGAGGGAGACCUGAAGAGGGGCCCGUGGACGGCGGGGGAGGACAUGCUCCUCGUCGACUACAUCUCCAAGCACGGCGAGGGGCGCUGGAACUCGCUCGCUCGAUGCGCAGGCCUGAGGCGCACUGGGAAGAGCUGCCGGCUCCGGUGGCUGAACUACCUCCGCCCCGACGUCCGGCGCGGCAACAUCACGCCGGAGGAGCAGCUGCUGAUCCUGGACCUGCACUCCCGGUGGGGCAACCGGUGGUCCAAGAUCGCGCAGCGCCUCCCGGGGAGGACGGACAACGAGGUCAAGAACUACUGGCGGACCAGGGUGCAGAAGCACGCCAAGCAGCUCCACUGCGACGUCAACAGCGACCGCUUCCGCGACGUCGUCAGGCAAGUCUGGAUGCCGCGCCUCCUCGAGCGCAUCCAGGCCGAAAGCUCCUCCUCCUCCGCCGCCGCCGCUGCAGGCGUGGGUGUUCCGGCGCUGACAAGGGCGAUGAGCUCGCCGGCCGGUGCAUCACAGUACCACUGCUUCGAUCACGCGAGCAGCGGGGGGCCGAGCCGGAAGGUGGCGGUGACCAUGAGCCCUGACACCUCGAGCACGCUCCGGUCUUCUCUGUCACCGGCGGAGACGUCGCACGGAGCCCAUUUCCCAGCGUGGGGCGCUGCCACUGCCACGGCGAACGUUGAUGGCUCGAUGAUGCAGUGCGCCGGCCGCGAGGGUGGGGCCAUAGGCGGCGAUCAGUACGUCAUCCACGGCGACAGCCUCAGCGGGAGCUGGUCGGAGCUCCUCGCCGCCACCGAUAUCCCGGACUUUGAGUUCGGAAAUUUCGACGACAACUUGUGGAGCCUAGAGGACAUUUACUGCUGACGAUGAACUUAACUAGAGCGCCAAACUGAGCUCAACAAAAUUGAAAUUUGACAAGAGAGGGUGCAUGAAAGGAAAUUUGAGAGGAAACUAAUUCGCGUUCAUAGAGUGAUCACUAGUUUAUUAGGGCUACAUAGUAUGCAAAAAUGUGCAUAUUA
Molecule: messenger RNA, 1222 nt
Organism: Triticum dicoccoides
Lineage: Eukaryota; Viridiplantae; Streptophyta; Magnoliopsida; Poales; Poaceae
Product: transcription factor JAMYB-like
Exons: 2
Coding region: 93-1067 (324 amino acids)
Biological process (GO): regulation of DNA-templated transcription
Cellular component (GO): nucleus
Molecular function (GO): sequence-specific DNA binding; DNA-binding transcription factor activity
Source: RefSeq, a predicted model, not a curated record